AUGGCUUUCUUCUUCAGGAACAAGCAGUCAAAGUUCGAGAUUGUGAAGACUGCCAAAGACUUGCUCAUCAGGUUACGGCAGCCACCGCAAUUGGCAAAGACCGAAGAUGAGCUGUGCAAACUCCUCUCACAGAUGAAAGUAACGCUCCAGGGUACACAUGUCUACAUAGAAGUCGACACAACCCCAGAAGCUGUCUCCGCUCUGGUAAACGACAUGAUAAAGGAAGACUUCAUUCAUAUCCUCACCUGCAACAUCCACCUUCUUCGCUUUGAAGCCCGCAAAGACUCACAAACCAUCCUCUCCUAUGCCUUGCGUUUUCGGCCCCCAGGCUCUACGAACGAAGAGUCGCCUGCUCUAGCCCACGUACUAGAUGAUAGGCCAGAAACCGCCAUCCAUCUCUGCCGAGGCUACGAGAGAAAAGACAGUGCAAUGCCAUGUGGCGCCGUGCUGCGAGAAAUCCUGAAGAACGAGCAUAUAGCAGCGCUUGUGCUUUACGACGAGUCGCAAGGCGAGGACGAACCAGCCAUCAGGGUUGACGAUAUCCAAUUCGAGGCCCCACAGUCUGGGAAUGGUGUGUUCUGGCAAUUCUUUGAUUGGAUCAACAACGCGGCUUUCGAGGCUAGCACGGACGCCUUCAGCACGUUCAGGACGUUAUUGACCACGCAUAAACCGCUCGUGGCACACUAUCUUCAUGUCAAUUUCGUGAUGUUCUUCUCGAAGUAUAAUUCACUGCUGAUAGAGAGUAUGAGCUAUGUCACGAAAAGGCAGAGUAUAAAGCUCUUGGGCGAGAUUCUGCUGGACAGGACCAACUACGUUGUCAUGACUCAUUAUGUGGAGCUGCCAGAGCAUUUGAAGCUGACGAUGAAAUUGCUGAAAGAUGAGAGGAAAAUGGUGCAGUACGAAGGGUUUCAUGUAUUCAAAGUUUUCGUCGCCAACCCCAACAAAUCUGAAGCGGUCACGCGGAUCUUGACGCAAAAUCGAGACCGGCUCCUCAGAUUUCUCCCCAGCUUUCUAGAUGACCGGCAAGAUGACGACCAAUUUCUGGACGAGAAGAGUUUCCUGAUACGGCAGAUUGAGUUGCUCCCUGCUCCUGCGACAGUAGCAACUACUUAG
This is a messenger RNA of Bacidia gigantensis, 1113 nucleotides long. RefSeq lists its product as uncharacterized. NCBI's taxonomy places the organism in Eukaryota, Fungi, Ascomycota, Lecanoromycetes, Lecanorales, Ramalinaceae. The transcript is spliced from 4 exons. Gene Ontology annotation, biological process: intracellular signal transduction. The record is from RefSeq and is a predicted model, not a curated record. The coding region runs from base 1 to 1113 and encodes 370 amino acids. Gene Ontology annotation, molecular function: protein serine/threonine kinase activator activity.